Messenger RNA from Aspergillus homomorphus CBS 101889, 394 nucleotides. RefSeq lists its product as uncharacterized. The transcript has a single exon. The record is from RefSeq and is a predicted model, not a curated record. NCBI's taxonomy places the organism in Eukaryota, Fungi, Ascomycota, Eurotiomycetes, Eurotiales, Aspergillaceae. Bases 127 to 342 code for a protein of 71 amino acids.
UCAGGGCCUUGCCACCUAGCAGGCUUCAUUUACGACAGCGGUGUAUAGCGAUCACACCAGGGGAAGAAGCGGAGUUUCACAUCAGCCGAGGAAGGAAAAAGACCACGUCAAUGCUUCAUUCUCAAGAUGUGCCUUUGCUCAUUGUCGCCAAGUUUCACCGCUAGCUUGGCUCUGUGCCACGUGGCUGAGACCACACCGGACAGAUGGCCGUUGAUCGCACACCGCAGCCCGCAAUAUGGCAUUCAUGCCCCUCAACAGCACCGUUGCAAGGUCUUUUGUUGUUCGACUUUUCUUAUGAUACCCACUGUUGUUUGGUCUGUGAGGCGUCCACCUCAUCGUUAGGGGAGGCCAUGUGAGAUUUGAAGGGAAGGAACUGGAUUGGUUUUCGGAGUCA